AUGGGAUCGGCGUGCGCGAAACCGUCGUCGACGACGCCGGGCGCGCGCGCGCCCCCGGGACCGGCGGCGACGCCGGUGAAGUCGAUUUUAAAGCCCACGACGGGGCGGGAGAAUGACAUCGCGCGCGCGACGGCGACGCCGAACGCGGCGACGACGACGACGACGACGGCGACGAAGAAGGGGGCGAACGUCACGUUCGCGGGCGUGGACGCGGAUGAGGGGAUGGAGAGCGAGGACGAUGAGACGGGUGGAUGGGGAUUCAGAGGGCGAUCGUUCGGCGGGCGGGCGGGCGGGUCGGGGGACGACGGAGGCGGAGACGAACGGCGAGGGAGUUUCACGGCGUCGGUGCCGGUGGUGGUGAAGGAAGAGGAGGCGCAUUGGUUCUUGUCGAUCGGUGUGGAUACGAGAAAGGCGGCGGCGACGGUGAUGAAGAGUCGUCUCGUCGCGGCGCGGGUGGAGGAGGAACGCUUGCGAGAACUCGUGCUCGAGGCGGAGCGCGCGAGGAGCGAAGCGGAGGGCGAGGCGAGACGGCGGACGAGUCAAGAUGAUAUCGCGAACGAUGGGAGUCGGAGUGGGACGAGCGAUUCGGGGACGCCGACGACGCCUUUAGGGCAGAGCGCGCUGAUGCCUUGGGACGUCAUGGUGACGGUUGCUCGGGCGAGAGAGGGAGACGCCCGCGCGGCUUUGCAAAAGGCCACGCUCGUGGUGAAGAAGCUCGCGCACGCGGCGGCGAUGUGGGAGCUGAAAUCGGCGAAAAGGGCUCGACAGGACAUCGCGGAACACCUGCAGAAGAUUGAGGAAAAGAAGGGCAGGCGCCUGGUGUCGGCGGCGCAAACCAGGACGACAUUUGAGACGGCGACGGAGGAACGCGAGCGUGAGCUCGCGAAGACGCCACAGCUCGAAGACGCACGUUUAACCGCCGAUGGCAACCUAGCAGAGGCGACGGCGCGCGUGCAUGCCGCGAGAACGGCGCUUCAGAAUGCUCGCGAUAGGAAGAAGGGCAUCCUGUCGACGUUCCGGAACGCCGUGCACACGUCGAUGGAAUCGAGCGUUGACCUGUUGGAGUUCAGGCAGAAAGAGUUCUCUCUUCGAGCGUCGAAUGUCACCAAGACGAUGUUUGUCGCUUACGACGAGAUGACGCACCGCCUCGAGGAGGCGUUGAUCAACGCUAUGGAUGCUGUCGCGAAGAAAUCACCGGCAAAGUACAACAAGAGCAUUGACAUUGAAUCCGCCGCCGCGCUCACCGCACGUGAUCGAGCCGAGGCGUCUCUGAACGACGCGACGAGUCAGUGCAUGGCGGAGAUGCGUGCCUUGGAGGCGUCCACGAGAAGUUUACUCGCUGACGUCGACGAAGAGAUCAAACUCGGGAUUGACGAGUACUACGCCGCCGCAGAGGACGAGCGCGUGUGCUACCUCGAGGCGCAGCGUUGCACCAUUGCGUGCAAAAUGUCGCACGCCGCCGUGCAGGUGUACGAAGAUCAAUACCACGCGACGAAAAGUAUGUCAGAGGAGGCACGGAUGUGGGCGUCCGCGCUCGAUGAAGAGAUCGACGUUCUGAAUAAAGACUUACAAAUCGCCGAAGGGCAACAGAAACAAGCGGAGGAGGCCGCGGAGGCAGCACAAGAGGAAGUGAACGCGGCGGAAAGCGCGUGCAACUCCGAGCUGACGUGGACGGACGAUCCCAACGAGAAAAGCGCGCGAAAAGAGAGCGUACGAAACGUGUUCGAGGUCAUUACUCAGUUUAGUAAGAUGAUUCGCGAUAAGUCGGCUCCCGGUGGUAGCGACAAUACGAGUCUCGUGCAACUCUCUAUGCAAGCCUCGGGCGCGGACUCUCCACGGACGUCUGAAGAACGACCUCGUCGUUCGGUGCUGGGAUUUUCCACCUCGAUAUCGGAUGCGGACACGACGAUGGAGAGCAUCAUGGAGAAGGCGCACGAGCUCGAACACUCUCGCGACGUCCAGACGCUCACCCGCAACGUUUCGCGAGACGCGUUGUCGUACAACCCGCUUCAAGCGUCGAACGUGCCUCGUUAA
Messenger RNA from Ostreococcus tauri, 2034 nucleotides. RefSeq names its product unnamed product. Lineage: Eukaryota; Viridiplantae; Chlorophyta; Mamiellophyceae; Mamiellales; Bathycoccaceae. The record is from RefSeq and is a predicted model, not a curated record. Bases 1 to 2034 code for a protein of 677 amino acids. The transcript has a single exon.